Messenger RNA from Notolabrus celidotus (New Zealand spotty), 4360 nucleotides. RefSeq names its product ATG9 autophagy related 9 homolog A (S. cerevisiae) (gene atg9a). The record is from RefSeq and is a predicted model, not a curated record. NCBI's taxonomy places the organism in Eukaryota, Metazoa, Chordata, Actinopteri, Labriformes, Labridae. Gene Ontology annotation, biological process: autophagy of mitochondrion; protein localization to phagophore assembly site. The transcript is spliced from 20 exons. The coding region runs from base 285 to 2858 and encodes 857 amino acids. Gene Ontology annotation, cellular component: autophagosome; phagophore assembly site.
GACCACGCUCCUGCCGCUCAGCUUUGACAGACUCCACACUGCUAGCUGUGUCGAAAAUGAAACUGGUUUGUGUGUGACUUGAGAGGGACUUAUAACAAAAACGAAAACAAGACGGUUACAGAGAAAAAUCUGCGUGUAUUGACAGGUUCAACCCGGCACGGUGGAGGCGCAACAACCGAACGCUGGGAAUGUUGAGUCAACAGAGCUUGAUAGGACGUACUGUACUUCAAUGGAGUUUGUAGCAGUGGGCUCAGUAACUUGGUGAGACCGAAGCUGCUGUCACCAUGGCUCACUUUGACACAGAAUACCAACGCCUGGAAGCGUCAUACAGCGACUCUCCCCCUGGAGAGGAGAACCUGUUGAUGCAUGUGCCUGAAGGAGCCAAAUCCCAAUGGCACCACAUAGAAAAUCUGGACCUGUUUUUCCAGAGAGUAUAUAACCUGCACCAGAAGAAUGGAUUCACCUGUAUGCUGAUGGGAGAGAUCUUUGAGCUUGUCCAGUUGCUGUUUGUGGUUGGCUUCACAGUGUUCUUAGCUAACUGUGUGGACUAUGACAUUCUCUUUGCCAACAAGUUUGUAAAUCACACUGAUUCCUCUAAAGUCACCCUGCCUGAUGCCUUCCUCCCAGUGGAUGUGUGCAGUGCACGUAUCCGAGACAAUGCAUUUGUGAUGUUCGUACUGACAAUCUCCGGGGUUUUUUGGCUCCAUCGCCUCAUCAAAUUCAUCUACAAUGUCUGCUGCUACUGGGAGAUUCGAUCCUUCUAUAUCAAUGCACUCAAAAUGACCAUGUCAGAACUCCCCUAUGCGACAUGGCAGGAGGUUCAGGCCAGGAUAGUGGAGAUUCAGAAGGAACACCAGAUCUGCAUCCAUAAAAAAGAACUUACAGAGCUUGACAUUUACCACCGCAUCCUACGCUUUAAAAACUACAUGGUUGCCAUGGUGAACAAGUCACUCCUUCCUGUGCGAUCUCGACUUCCUGUACUUGGGGACUAUGUUUUCUACACCCGGGGUCUUAAAUACAACUUUGAACUUAUCUUCUUUUGGGGGCCAGGCUCUCUGUUUGAGAACGAGUGGAGCCUGAAAUCAGAGUAUAAGCGAGGAGGUAACAGGCUGGAGCUUGCAGACAGGCUAGCAUCCCGUAUUCUGUGGAUUGGGAUUGCCAAUCUGCUGCUGUGUCCAGUCAUUCUGGUGUGGCAGAUCCUCUAUGCCUUCUUCAGUUACACAGAGGUGAUCAAACGGGAGCCUGGUUCUCUGGGGGCGAGAUGCUGGUCUCUGUAUGGUCGAUGUUACCUGCGUCACUUCAAUGAGUUGGAUCAUGAGCUUAUGUCACGCCUCAGCAAAGGCUACAAGGCUGCAUCCAAGUACAUGAACUGUUUUCUCUCGCCCCUGCUGACGGUGGUUGCCAAAAAUGUAGCGUUUUUUGCCGGCUCCCUUCUGGCUGUGCUCAUCGCCCUUACCAUUUAUGAUGAGGACGUUCUUGCAGUAGAGCAUGUGCUCUCAUCAAUCACCCUCCUCGGAGUGUGUAUAACAGUCUGCAGAUCAUUCAUACCUGAUAAGCACAUGGUGUUUUGUCCUGAGCAGCUGCUGCGGGUUAUCCUGGCUCAUAUUCAUUACAUGCCUGACCACUGGCAGGGUAACGCACACAGAUAUGAGACCCGUGACCAGUUCUCCCAGCUCUUCCAGUACAAAGCAGUGUUUAUUCUAGAGGAGCUGCUGAGUCCGGUGGUCACUCCCAUCAUCUUGAUCUUCUGUCUGAGGAGGAAGUCUCUGGAAAUCAUUGAUUUCUUCAGGAACUUCACUGUGGAGGUGAUCGGAGUGGGAGACACUUGCUCCUUUGCUCAGAUGGACAUCAGGCAGCAUGGACACCCUGCGUGGAUGUCGGAGGGAAAAACAGAGGCAUCGAUCUACCAACAGGCAGAGGAUGGGAAGACAGAGUUAUCUCUGAUGCACUUUGCCAUCACCAACCCCCAGUGGCAGCCUCCCCAGGAGACUACACACUUCAUCAGCCAGCUGAAAGAACGAGUUCACAGAGAGGCCACAGCGGCUUCAGACACACAUCCACUCUCACUAUCGGAGUCUGAGCCAAGGAGCCUCAUUGCAAACCUCCUAGCGGGUCCCUCCACGGUGAACUCGGUCCAUUUUGGCAGGGACAGCUCUUUGACAAAUCACACAGCAGCUGGCCUAAGUGAUGGGGCGUCUGCGUUGCGCUCCCUUUCUCCUAUCAGCAGCAGUCUUCACCUGAGAGGCAGUUUGAGUGCAGCUCACAGGGCAGCUGGACACACUUCAACCAUGAGCAGAGCAAUGACUGGCUCUGGGACGGAUGCUCGGACUGUGAGCUCAGGCAGCAGUGCGUGGGAGGGUCAACUCACCAGUUUGAUCCUGUCAGAGUACGCCUCCACUGAAAUGAGCAUCCAUGCUCUUUACAUGCAUGAGCUGCACAAGCAGCAGUCCCGUGGCGAGCUAUCCCGCCACACGUGGCACAGGCAGGAGAGCGACGAAAGUAGUGACAGCGUCCCCGAUGAAGUGAGGAGCGAACCCAACACUCAGUCCAGAAAUUUGCCUCGCUCACACACUUUCCCCACCGUAGUUCCCAGUCCCAGUGCCAUUCCUACAUCAGCAUCAGCAAACAGCAGUACAACCAUGUACCAGGAGAGAGCGUCAUCACAAAGCAGCAGCCAGAGGCGCCACAGUGGACCCACCACAGACCCUUCUGGUGCAGGGGGGAAAGUAGUAAGGUCUGCCCGUGUCCCCAUGGGAGGCUGGGCAGAGGAGGGUCAGGCAGCACCACGACAACAUGAACCAGUCCCAGAGGAGAGCUCGGAGGAUGAAAUGCCUCCUCACAUACACAAGAUUACAUAACAAAGUCCUGUUUCAGCUUCUAACCCUCCUGACCCUCCGGAGAGGAAACACACAUUCCCAUAUUGACUGCUUCUUUAUCCAGGAUUGAAUAUCAGUCAACAAUAAGGUGGAUGUGAUCCUAGCUGCUACGAUCAACUCCUCAGAGAUACUAUAUGACUUGCUAAAUGCCUAGAUAGGCAGAUAGGGUGUUCUCCUGAAUUUGUGUACAGAUGAUGACCAGCAGGAUCAAGUAACUUCUUAUAGCCAUGCUGUUUUUGCACAUAUUGAAAGUCCAAUUGUGGCUGUGAUGUAAACAAAAAUGUAGUCACAUCAGCCUGAGGGAUCUCUGAACUUUGCCACUGUAGAAAAAAUACAAAACAAUUUGCCCAAAAUGUGAACACAAUAAUUCAAAUUGUGCAAUCUAGUUCCCUCUUUUAGAAGUCUGUAUGGUGUAAACAGGAAAAUUCGAAGAAUGUAUGUCUGUCUAACAAAUGCAGAAUUCAACAAAUUGUAUUCAGAAAGAUUCAGAUAACACACAGACUUUCAUUGUUAUAUGUGUUCUUUUACCAAUUAUAGGAGGCUGUAGAUUCUCACCUGUGCUCUGUAUUACAGCUUGCAGUCUGCCUCUUGCAAAACAAGAAGGCCUGACUUAGUAUAGAUUCAUCUUAUACUUUUACAGUGAAGCAUUUCAAUCCUUAAGAUGUUUAUUUAACCUCUGUAUUUAUUGCAUUACAAAGUUCAUGUGGUUUUGUAACAUUUUAAUUUUCUCAGCCUGGCUCCUUUUCCUGAUGGACUUAGGUUAGGAGGAUAAUCUUACAACACAACCCGGUAUUCUUCACACACAUGCACUUUGUAAAUAAAUAGUUCCAGGUGAACUUGCAGUCAUCAUUCAGAGGAUUUAAUUAUUCAAAUUUACACAAUUAUAAAGCCAACAUUUUGAUUUGUUGUUAGAGAUGCUGUAUGCAAGCACAGUAAUAUUAUAUAACCAAUGUGUUAGUCUUUACCGUUCAUUAAUCUUUAAUAGACUUGCAAAAGGGGACUUCAAACAAACAAGGCUGUUUGUUAACUCCUGUGCCAUACUAAAAGCCCUCAAGCACAAGUGCAUGACCAUUAUUCAUACAUUGUUUUAAAGAGUAGUAGAAACACUUCUAACAAUGAGGAUCACAUCACAAUCGUUCACAUCGUGUUGACUUAACAGCAUGACUUUCCAAGUUUUUCUGUUAUUUAGCAACAAUUCUGUCAGAGAAUUAUGCACUUUAAUGGUUUGUAAAUGCAGAGGGUAUCACUUGUUUGUAUUUGUAUGCUGUCAUGUAUAAAUAUUUUUUAAAUAAUUUUAUUUAUCAAAGGGAUGUGCCAUGGUGAUAGACGGUUGUGUCUCAAGGUAAGCACUGUUUUACUGGAAGCAGUGUGGUAACGUUUGAUUAAAAGUGAUUAUGCUCGGGGUUUUUGCUGUUUGUUUUAUAAAUACUGUAAAAUUCCCGUUUGUACAGCUGUAAAUUCAUCCAUUAAAGAAAAUGAAAUGA